AUGUCUAAGACGUUUAGUGCAAGCGACGUCUCGUCGCAUAACAAGCCUGAUUCUCUCUGGAUUAUCGUCGAUGAGGAUGUCUACGACGUGACAAAGUUCCAGGAUGACCACCCAGGUGGCAAGAAGAUCCUGCAGAGGGUUGCCGGCAAAGACGCCUCGAAGCAGUUCUGGAAAUACCACAACGAGGGCAUUCUGAAGAAGUACAAGGGCCAACUGCAGAUUGGCAGUCUCGACUCCAAGCCCAAGGCCGAGGCCAAGCCCGCCGCAGAGCCUGUGCCCGUUGCCGCGCCUAAGACGUCACCCGCAAAGACGCCCGUCACGCCCAAGGGCAACGAGGAGGCGGAGGCGCUGGAGCCGUUUGGAGACCAGAUCCCCUUUUCCGACCCGAACUGGUAUCAGGGUUUCCACUCGCCCUACUGGAACGAGUCCCACGCUGCACUCCGGGCCGAGGUCCGCGAAUGGGUCGAGAACGAGAUCGAGCCCAAUGUCACCGAGUGGGACGAGAAGAAAGAGGUCCCGGCCUCUGUGUAUAAGGAAAUGGGACGACGGGGCUACCUCGCCGGCCUCUUGGGUACUGCAUACCAGAAGGACUACGUCACUAACCCGAUCAAGUCCGUCCCGGCCGAGCAAUGGGACUUGUUCCACGAGCUGUUGAUCACAGACGAGAUCUCCCGUGUCGGCUCGGGCGGCUUCGUCUGGAACGUCAUCGGAGGUUUCGGCAUUGGCUGCCCGCCCCUGGUCAAGUUUGGCAAGAAGAGCUUGAAGGACAGGAUCCUGCCUGGUAUACUGAAUGGUGACAAGAGGAUCUGCCUGGCCAUCACAGAGCCGGAUGCUGGCUCCGACGUCGCCAACCUGACAUGUGAGGCCAAGCUGAGCGAAGAUGGGAAGCACUACAUCGUCAACGGCGAGAAGAAGUGGAUCACCAAUGGCAUCUGGGCCGACUACUUCACCACCGCGGUGCGUACUGGCGGCCCAGGCAUGAAUGGCGUGAGCUUGUUGCUCAUCGAGAGGGAGCACGGUGGUGUCUCGACCAGGAGAAUGGACUGCCAGGGUGUGUGGUCUAGUGGUACCACGUACAUCACCUUCGAGGACGUGAAGGUGCCUGUCGAGAACCUGCUGGGCAAGGAGAACCAGGGUUUCAGAGUCAUUAUGACCAACUUCAACCACGAGCGUGUGGGUAUCAUCAUCCAGUGCUUGCGCUUCUCCCGUGUCUGCUUCGAGGAGUCGGUCAAGUACGCCAACAAGCGCCGCACUUUCGGCAAGAAGCUCAUCGAGCAUCCUGUGAUCCGCCUGAAGCUCGCCCACAUGGCGCGGCAGAUCGAAGCGUCCUACAACUGGCUUGAGAACGUUCUCUACCAGUGCGAGAAGAUGGGCGAGACCGAGGCCAUGCUGCGGCUGGGUGGUCCGAUCGCAGGCCUCAAGGCGCAGUCCACAGUCACGUUCGAGUUCUGCGCGAGGGAGGCCAGCCAGAUCUUUGGCGGUCUGAGCUACUCGAGGGGUGGGCAGGGCGGCAAGAUCGAGAGGCUGUAUCGAGACGUCAGGGCGUAUGCCAUUCCCGGUGGCAGUGAGGAGAUCAUGCUGGAUCUGAGUAUGAGGCAGAGCAUGAGGGUUGCGAAAAUGCUAGGUGGGAUGAAGUUGUAG
This is a messenger RNA of Cryphonectria parasitica EP155, 1641 nucleotides long. RefSeq names its product acyl-CoA dehydrogenase NM domain-like protein. Lineage: Eukaryota; Fungi; Ascomycota; Sordariomycetes; Diaporthales; Cryphonectriaceae. The transcript has 4 exons. The record is from RefSeq and is a predicted model, not a curated record. Gene Ontology annotation, molecular function: flavin adenine dinucleotide binding; oxidoreductase activity, acting on the CH-CH group of donors. Bases 1 to 1641 code for a protein of 546 amino acids.